Molecule: messenger RNA, 2475 nt
Organism: Girardinichthys multiradiatus
Lineage: Eukaryota; Metazoa; Chordata; Actinopteri; Cyprinodontiformes; Goodeidae
Product: regulator of G-protein signaling 9-binding protein
Exons: 1
Coding region: 818-1555 (245 amino acids)
Biological process (GO): G protein-coupled receptor signaling pathway; detection of light stimulus involved in visual perception
Cellular component (GO): photoreceptor outer segment; neuron projection
Source: RefSeq, a predicted model, not a curated record
UCGCUGGUAAUAUGCAGGAAUCCAGAUGGUUGAAGAUGGAUGAUGGCUUUCAGCGCAACCCACUUUCUGGACAGAGUAGCCAAUGACAUGACGCAGCUGAAGCAGAUGUCUGUGUAAACCAACCAAUAAGAGAGGAGCUACCCUGUCUCCCUGCCUGCCUUCUGAAUGGCCGUGUUUUGUGCGCACAUGUGACCAUUGAAGGCUUGAUUGUUAUUUAAACAUCAUCGACAGGGUGCUGAAGUGGACAGCUCCCCACGCAGAUACAUAGAGCCGAGCAGACGAACUAUGGUUGUGCUCCUCGUGUUUGGUCCCUUACAGCCCUCUGUUUUUGUGACACUGAAUGAAAACAACAGUGUCUCCCAGCUGCGCGUUAUUUCCGAGCACUGACGGAGGAAGGCAUCGUGCACUAAGGCGGAUGUCGGGGCACCUGUAGCUGAUUCUGGAACACAGUCUUCAGAAAAAUCGGAUUGUUUCACAUCAGUUCGGGUCGGUUCUGUUGGAGACUGGAUCUGCUGAUGUCUGAUCCCGUGACGAGGCAGCGCAAAUGUAACCCGAAGCCCUCUAGGUGACGGAAGCAUUAAUUUCUAAGCCGCUCUCUGUGCCUGCUCGUGCGCAGGAGGGAGCAUGGAAAGAGAUGAAUUUCCUCUGACUGGAGCGCUGUGUGGAUUUGUAGAGCAGGUGGUGUGCUCCCGUGGACACUGAACUGAGGAGAGGGACUAAAGCACUUUAACUAACCUCGCCUUUUCUUCCCAAGAUUCUUUGGUUUGUUGUUUCCCGUUUAUAAAGGAGGAGGUUGUGGUUUUUUUCCCAAUCAGUCAUGGGGAAAGAGGAAUGCAAAACAAUGCUAGAUGCUUUGAACAAAGUCACAGCCUGCUACAGGCACCUGGUCAUCGCUCUGGGAAGCACAUCGGAUUCCCAGAACCUGCGAGAGGAGCUGAAGAAGACCCGCAAAAAGGCCCAGGAGCUGGCCGUGGCCAACAGGACUAAACUGACCACCCUGCUCAAAGACAAGACCCUCAGCAAGGAGGACCGCGCCGAGUACGAGCGCCUGUGGGUACUGUUCUCCAGCAGCAUGGAGCUCCUAGAGGUAGACAUGAAGAGAUCAUUAGAGAUAGGGCAGGACUUCCCCCUCAAGGUGCCCACCAGGCACCUCAUCCAGACAGGCAUGACCGGCAGCACAAAUGCGGUGGCCGCCCGGGCCAUGAGCGUCCAGAACAUGAAAUACGAGGGAGACAGCAACAUCGACACGGCGGACCUCAGGGACCUGCAGACCGAGAUCACCCAGGUGAGCCAGAUGAUGGAGGAGAUGGAGAUGAAAGUGCAGGUGGCGCCGUGGGCCGUGGUAGCAAAACAAGAAGCGGGUGCCGAGCUCAAGUCCAACAUGAGCGUGGGGAACUCUUCCGUGGGUGUCAUCUCUAUCUGCGAAGAGGAGCCCAAAGACGAUGAAGGUGGAGGCGGCAGGGAGGGGGGCGCUGCGUCGAUUGGUGCCGUGGUGGUGUUCUUUGUCAUCGUAACAGUCGCUCUGGUUCUGGGAUAUUUAGUUGUCAAUAUGUAGUGGACUGUCUGACCAACAGCAGGCUGCCCUGAUGGACAUCUGCUCAGCUUUCCAUGGGAGGCAACCGUGUGAAAGAGCAAGAGCUCCACAAGACGGAGAUGGAGGUCUUGAAGUGGUGAAAAUUUGUUCUUACCCAAAGUUAUAAAUCUUUCUUGGAUUUGUGAAUGUAUUUGGUGGAGAUAAGGAGUUGCACUUGAUAAAACAUAAGCUACUAGAACAAUAUAGAUGGUGAAUGCAUGGGAGAGGAUGGCCAUGGGUCCUUCAUUUUUUUUGUGAGGGGCAAAAUGUCAUGUAUUUUUGGAGGAGAGGAGAAAAAAGUAAUAAAAUUACAUGACAGCGUCUAGCCAUCAGGAAGACAUAAACAACACGUAAUCCAAGUGGAUUAGUGGAAAAGCUCAAGCAUAAAUGCAGCCGAUGGUCAAGUCUCUCUGUUGAUGUCCAUCUGACUGAUGCUUUAAAGGCUCGAUUUCAAUCCAGAAAAGUCAGGUGUGUUAAUACAAGCAGGACAAACAUCUAGUCUGAAAAUUAGGUUUAUGCUAUAUGCCUUUGGAAACCAGAGCCAGAAGUUAAUCCCUACUCAUCACUUUGGUGCACAAAUCUGCACUGCUCCACCCUCCUGUCAGCACAGUUUAAUGCAUCAUAAUAAUCUCUACAACUGCACUGUAAUAGGUCUGCAUCUCAUUCAACUGCAUCAAAUUUCAGCAGCUUCAUGGGAAGGAGGACGAGAUGUGCACAGUCGUUUGUUAUUGCACCUUUGUACUGUAAAGCCUGUUCUUGUUUCUAUUCAGGGUUUUCUUGCAGAUUUGAAUGUAAAACAUUGCAACAUGUAAAUAGAAGAUUUGUAUAUACAGUCUAUACUGCAGUUUCAGGUCUUGUAAAUACAGUCUAGAAUAUUUAUUAUAAUAAAAUUUUGAAUCACA